UUCAUUUAUUUUAAUUUACAAUUAUAUAUGUUGCAUCUCAUCACUAAAAAGAAGAGCUGUACUGUUACCGUCAAUUCAUGUAAUGAAACCCUAAGUCGCCCCUUGUAGCGUGGAAACCCUAGAUCGCCAUUUCUGUGUCGGUGUCUGUGUCUGUGUCUGUUGCGCCUGCUUUACUAGUUUAAACAUGACCACCAAACUAUUCUCCCUGUGCCGCAAUCUGUUUCUCAAAACGCCAUCCCAUUUUCGCUUUAAUUUCUCUAAUCUUGCACAGAAUGAUGUUAGCAACAGCAACGCCCCUUCAGAAAAUCUCUUCGUGCACUUCGUUACCACAAGAUUUAACAUAUCUUCAGCCGACACCACAAAAAUGUUGAAAAAGGACCCCUCAUUGGGGCGGCUCAAAACCCUGGAUAAGGUUGAACAGCUCGCGGACAUGCUCAACAGACACGGCUGCACCCAAGAUCAAAUUGCAAACAUUAUCAGAUUGCAGCCAUCGCUAAUGAUGACAAGUGUGGAAAGAUUGUUGGAGCCCAAGAUUCAAUUGCUAAAAGAUUUGGGCGUGGGGAGGGAAAAUAUACCCAAAAUUGUAUCUACGUACCCGAAUAUCUUGGGCUCUAAGCUGGAGACCCUUCGCACCAAUCUUGAAUUUCUCAAUACUGUAUUCCCGACCAAUGAUUUUCUGGUCAGAGCAAUUAUGAGAAGCCCCUAUAUUAUUGGACUGAACGUGCAGAAGGUUUUGAAACCCUCGGUUGCCUUUUGGAAGGGUUUCGGUUUUCAUGGAAUAGAGUUCAUCAAGUUUUUGUUGAUAAAUCCUUGGGUUUUGAUGCGCUGUUCUCUGACGCCCGAGCAACUUGAUUUCAUUCGCAAGAUUGGCAUUCAAAAGGAAAGCAAAAUGUACAAAUACGUUGUGAGCAUCGUGGCCAGGAGCCGUAUCGAAGUGUUAGAGGCCAAGAUAAAGAUUCUUCAGCUUUGCGGCCUCUCACCUGAAGAAGCCUGGGAAUUAAUUAGGGCUGACCCUUCAGUCCUCAACAUGUCAGAGGAACACGUUCAGAAAAAGAUGGAGUUUAUGCUCAAUCACAUGGGACUCUCUGUAGAAUUUGUGGCAAAGCAUCCACGCAUGUUUACAAUGAGUUUGGACAAGGUAAUGAGGCCCAGGUUUUUGGUUUUGCAGAGUAUGAUAGCAAUGAAUGGUGCAGGGGAGGUUAAUCCGACGCGACUUGGUACUAUGUUGAUGUUGACCGAGGCCAAGUUUGUCGCCCGGAUCAUAGAAAGGCACCCUGAAUCCGCUGCUCUGUGGACUGUUUAUAAAAAUGCCAUUCCUGAUGUCUCAAAACCCUCAAAGAUAAAGAGGUUUUCAGUUUCUUAGCAUUUGAUUUUUUUAAAUUUGUUGAACUGGGGAGACUCAAGUACAUGGUAGAAGGUAAUGGGCAUGCUAAAUGGUGGAGAUACUGGUUUGGACCCUGUUUUCCCAGAGAAGAUGUGGAAUGCACAAACUACUGCCCAUGAUUUGGGAUUGUAAUCAAGGUAUGCCUGUAAAUUGUCAGAUUUAUGUAAUGACCAUCUACUUACUUAAUUGAGUGUGAAGUUAUUUUGCGAUCUUUCAACAAUUAGAAGAUACAGAUGUUUCUUU
Cryptomeria japonica (Japanese cedar) is the source of this 1627-nucleotide messenger RNA. RefSeq names its product transcription termination factor MTERF4, chloroplastic. The record is from RefSeq and is a predicted model, not a curated record. Gene Ontology annotation, biological process: chloroplast organization; regulation of DNA-templated transcription. Bases 185 to 1363 code for a protein of 392 amino acids. Gene Ontology annotation, molecular function: double-stranded DNA binding. NCBI's taxonomy places the organism in Eukaryota, Viridiplantae, Streptophyta, Pinopsida, Cupressales, Cupressaceae. The transcript has a single exon. Gene Ontology annotation, cellular component: chloroplast.